Hypomesus transpacificus is the source of this 1840-nucleotide messenger RNA. RefSeq lists its product as uncharacterized. The record is from RefSeq and is a predicted model, not a curated record. NCBI's taxonomy places the organism in Eukaryota, Metazoa, Chordata, Actinopteri, Osmeriformes, Osmeridae. The coding region runs from base 190 to 990 and encodes 266 amino acids. Gene Ontology annotation, biological process: response to bacterium. The transcript has 4 exons.
AGUUUCUUCCUGCCUGCAGCCUCAUAUUGAGUCUGCUUGUGGGGCACCGCUCCGCAGUCACACUGUUUACACUCAAUAGCUAUCGGUCUGUCUGUAAUGGCUGGAAUUCCGGCCCAGGAGGUGAGAACAUGGAAUGGAUUAUUCAAAUAUUUAAUUAUGGUUUAGCAGUUAAACUCAAUAGAGUACUUGAUGACACUUGCUAGUAUUAUUCACUCUGAUACUCUGAAGACCUUUACUCCUGGACAAACAGUUGAUUUGGAGUGUAUCAUCACCGAGGAACUGAACUACUACCACUGGUUCAAGUUGACCCCUGGACAAGCUCCUGUGUGCAUGGUGUCUUUUUACGUCAACUCUGUGGAGCCUACACUCCUGGGGGAGUUCAAUAACAAGUCCAGGUACACGUUCAGGAAGAUAGGAAGCAGGCUUACUAUGGCCAUCUCUAAUGCUGGGAUGUCUGAUGUAGGAACGUAUUACUGUGCUGUUCGAAAUUAUGAUGAAAUCACCUUCGGCAGUGGAGUAUAUCUGAUGCAUGAGGUUUCCAACAGCAGGUCAGUUGUCCAGCAGCCAGUGUCUGAAUCAGUCCAGCCAGGAGACUCUGUUACUCUGAAUUGCACAAUACCCACUGAGACCUGUUCUGGAGAACACAGUGUCUAUUGGUUCAGACAUGGCUCAGGAGAAUCCCAUCCAGGAAUUCUUUACACCCAUGGAGGCAGAAGUGAUCAGUGUGAGAAGAGCCCUGAGGCUGGGUCUCCUACACAGAGCUGUGUCUACAACCUCCCCAAGAGGAACCUCAGCCUCUCUGAUGCUGGAACUUACUACUGUGCUGUGGCCUCAUGUGGAGAGAUUCUGUUUGGAAAUGGGACCAUGCUGGAUGUUAAAUUAGUUGAUGAAGACCAGAUGAGAAUCCUGGUCCUUCUCUCCAUCAUAAGAACCGGAGUUCUACUGUGCUGCCUGAUCAUCUUUGUCACUCUUUAUUUCAAGAAGAAAUAGUUCAGAUUUGUGAAUGUAUUUGGUUUUACGAUGUGUAUGCCGUAUGAUGUUAGAUAUAUGGUUAGAAUGGUCAAAGGGCUUUACUAAAGUUAAAUGCAUACUUUCUUUUAAAAACAUGUUAGAAACUGAUGAAAUGUUUCCUCUUUUCAGUAGUUCUCUCCUACUUUUGAUUGUUAGAGAGCAUUCCAAUGGAUUAGCGUGUAUCCUAAGCAUAGCAAAAGUAUUUUAGUCUUGUAGGUAGAAAAGACUUAGCUGCCAUCUAAAAACUCCAUCUGAGGAGACAGCAGAGGGCCAGAACAGCAAUAAUUUAACUGAUCCUACACACAGUGAAGGAUCUAAGAUGAUGCAAUCCACUGAGGACUUGAUGUCCAAAAUGUUUCAAGGCGAUUACUGAUGGAUGUUUCUUUUAAUGUUAAGUUUCUCAGGGAUUGUAAGAAGGAUGUCAUUAUGUUUAUAAUAUUGGAUUUUGCACACAUAUUUUAUCAUCAGAGUUUUUAAAAGCAUACAUUACACCUUUAUAUGUGCUAAAGUAUCAUUCUUAGCAACAUUGAUGACAAGUUGAUGAAAAUAAAAAUAAAAGUUCAAUUACAUGUGACGUUCUGAUUUUGACCUCCAGCACACAAGUCAAAAGUUGAAGAAACAGUGUGGUUUUAACUCAGCGAGGGUCAUGGCAAGAGAACCGCAUCUUCAACAGGAAGGAAACAAACAAAGUACUGUUCUCAGCUGAAAAAGAUUCUUAGUUAAGAAUCACCAGCCUUCAGCCAUUUACCCACCCACAAUCAUAACCAAUUGUUUCCAAUGUUUAGGACCAAUAAAUCAAUUACAUUUUUAACAAAUCUACCAAUGGUUG